Molecule: messenger RNA, 468 nt
Organism: Hydatigera taeniaeformis
Lineage: Eukaryota; Metazoa; Platyhelminthes; Cestoda; Cyclophyllidea; Taeniidae
Source: the annotation of a GenBank genome assembly
CGGGACUGUCCCUCGGGUCAGCUGAGCAAGAAGAAGUUUAUCGAGGUCUACUCCAGCUUCUUUCCCACCGGUGAUGCGGACCAAUUCUGCACUCAUGUUUUCCGCACCUUCGACAAGGACAAUUCGGGUAAAAUUGACUUCAAUGAAUUCCUCCUGGCUAUCAACAUCACCUCCGGUGGACAACCAAAGGAGAAGUUGGAAUGGGCCUUUCAGAUGUAUGACAUUGAUGGCAACGGCACCAUCGAGAAGAAGGAAAUGACCGAAAUUAUAAAGGCCAUCUAUAGUAUGUUAGGGGCGAAUGAGGCAACAGUUGAUCUAACUCCUGAGGCACGAACAGAGGAGAUAUUCGAGAAGAUGGACUCCAACCAUGAUGGGGUGUUGACACGAAAGGAGUUUAUGGACGGCUGUAUGGCAGAUCAACAACUCUACUCCAUGCUACUGGCAGACGAGUCCAACUCGAACAGUUAA